AUGGUUCCUCUCUGGGUUGGUAAUUUCAUAAUUUUUACAACCAUGCCGGAACCAGCGAAGUCCGCUCCGGCCCCGAAGAAGGGUUCCAAGAAGGCCGUGACCAAGGCGCAGAAGAAAGACGGCAAAAAGCGCAAGCGUAGCCGCAAGGAGAGUUACUCCGUGUACGUGUACAAGGUGCUGAAGCAAGUCCAUCCGGACACCGGCAUCUCGUCGAAGGCCAUGGGCAUCAUGAACUCCUUCGUGAACGAUAUCUUCGAGCGCAUCGCGGGCGAGGCAUCGCGUCUGGCGCACUACAACAAGCGCUCGACCAUCACAUCCAGGGAGAUCCAGACGGCCGUGCGCCUGCUGCUCCCUGGGGAGCUGGCCAAGCACGCGGUGUCUGAGGGCACCAAAGCCGUCACCAAGUAUACCAGCGCCAAGUAA
This is a messenger RNA of Budorcas taxicolor (takin), 423 nucleotides long. RefSeq names its product histone H2B type 1-K-like. The record is from RefSeq and is a predicted model, not a curated record. The transcript is spliced from 3 exons. Gene Ontology annotation, molecular function: structural constituent of chromatin; DNA binding; protein heterodimerization activity. Gene Ontology annotation, cellular component: nucleosome. Lineage: Eukaryota; Metazoa; Chordata; Mammalia; Artiodactyla; Bovidae. The coding region runs from base 1 to 423 and encodes 140 amino acids.